ACUUACUAAAACAUAAAGAAAAAAAAAAUAGCAAGUCAAUUAUAUCACGAUAUAAUGCGAUAGGUCAUCGAUUAUAGAUGAUGAUGAACACUUUAUUUAACGGCGAAUUUCUGCAGAGAAGUUGGACUAAACUUUUUCGGGAUUUUUGCACCCGAAAUUUUUUCAUGCAGGAAUUUUGCGUCAACCUGAUGUUUAUGUCGUUUGGUUACGACUCCGAACAGUUCAAUUACACUCUGAUACCUCUCAUUACAAACCACGACCCAGCUGGAUCCUCGGCGAAGACAUUUCUUCACUACGUUCAAGCAAUUCAGUCAGGAAAAUUUCGCGAGUACGACUACGGUAGCGAGAAAAAUCUGUUGAUGUACAACUCCGUGGAAGCUCCGGAUUACGAUCUAACGAAAAUCACAGUACCGAUCGCUUUGUUCUACGGCAAAAAUGACUUUUUGUGCGACCUCGCUGAUGUGAAGAGGUUGUACAAUUUAUUGCCCAACGUAAUGGAUUUAUAUGAAAUACCGUUGCUCAAUUUUAAUCAUGUGGACUUUAUAUGGGCCAAGGAUGCGCCAAAACUAGUGUACGAAAGAGUUUUCACGAUCAUCAAAGGGAAGAAUCCAAAUAAUGUUACGUCUAUAGAAAAUAAUAAAUAAAAAAAUAAAUAUUCCAUCUCUUAAA
Molecule: messenger RNA, 669 nt
Organism: Nylanderia fulva
Lineage: Eukaryota; Metazoa; Arthropoda; Insecta; Hymenoptera; Formicidae
Source: RefSeq, a predicted model, not a curated record